Molecule: messenger RNA, 1476 nt
Organism: Quercus lobata
Lineage: Eukaryota; Viridiplantae; Streptophyta; Magnoliopsida; Fagales; Fagaceae
Product: zinc finger BED domain-containing protein RICESLEEPER 1-like
Exons: 4
Coding region: 1-1476 (491 amino acids)
Molecular function (GO): DNA binding
Source: RefSeq, a predicted model, not a curated record
AUGGCAUUAUAUGAGGAUGAUUUCAAGGCUAUUUAUGAAGUGGAGAGUCAACAAAUGGAUGCUCCUGCUAUUGAAAAUCUAGAUGCAGUUCAAUGUAUUCACUGCCUUCAAAGACUUGCCUACAGUAAUAAUGGUGCAACAACACAAUACCAUAGGUACUUGAAAGGUUGUCUAAGUCAUAAACUAGCUGAUAAGAAGCAAAAACAGUUAGCUGUAAAUGAAGGUGGGGUGGAAAGUGAGGUGGCAAUAGCAAACUUUAAGUAUGACCGUGCCAAGGUUAGGGAAAAGGCUUCACAUAUGAUUCUUGUGCAUGAAUACCCUUUUAAUAUGAUGGAGCAGAAGGUUUUUAAUGUUUUUAUGAAAACGGCUACUCCAUAUUACCAGAAAAUUUCACACAAUACUGCAAGGAAUGAUUGCAUUUCUACUUUUGAGUUGGAGAAGAAAAAAUUGAAGAUUAUGCUUGGUAGUGUCAAUAGAGUUAGCUUUAUUGCAGAUUUUUGGAAAUCUGGACAAAAAAUUGGGUAUAUGUGGCUCACCUGUCAUUUUGUUGACUCUAGUUGGAAAUUACAAAAGCGAAUUAUAAAUUUUUGUGAUGUACCACCUCCACAUUUCGGAGAUGUAAUUUUUGAUGCUAUCUUUAAGUCUUUGCUUGAUUGGGGGCUUGAAAACAAGGUGUGUACAAUAACCUUGGACAAUGCUAACAACAAUGAUGCAGUUGUAAGAAUUUUGAAAGAUGCUAUCAAAAGGAAGCUUAUGUUGGGUGGCAAGAUCUUUCAUGUACGUUGUUGUGCAUAUAUCAUUAAUUUGUUGGUACAAGAUGAGUUGAGUGAGAUUGAAACGGUGAUUGAAAAUGUUCGUGAAAGUGUGAAGUAUCUAAUUGCAUCAGAAGCUCGUCUUACAAAAUUUGGUGAGAUUGCAAAGCAAUUGCAAUUACUGUCCAAGAAGUUGAUUUUAGAUUGUCCCACAAGUUGGAAUGCAACAUAUGCAAUGUUAGUUGCUACCUUGGAGUCUAGAGAGGUGUUCCCUAGGUACAAAGAUAGAGACGCGGGGUAUAAUUGGCUACCUAGUAAUGAAGAUUGGGAUAGGACAGAAUAUGUGUGCAAUUUUUUAUUAGUUUUUGAAGAAGUCACAAAUGUCAUAUCAGGAAGUGAAUAUCUAACUGCAAAUAUAUUCCUUGCUGAGGUUUGGAAGAUAAAAGAAGUUUUAAAUGAGAAGUCACUUGAUGAAAAUGAUUACAUUAGUGCUAUAACAUGUAAGAUGAAGUUAAAAUUUGACAAAUAUUGGGGUGAAUGGUUUGAAGUAGCUAGAAACAUUGAUCGUGUUCAUGAUUCCUUAUAUGAAUGUUAUAAUGAAUAUGUUGUGGACUAUACUUCAAGCAAUGCUGGACAAAGUGCAUCUAAAUCCACUGAAAGUAGUAGUAGUAUUGGUGGCAAUAAUUCAAAGUUUAAAAUUAGAGGUAGAAUGGAGUUUGAUUAG